ACCAUUACCCAAUUAUAUUAAAAACCAACAAACUACUUGAAUAAGCCAUUAAAAACAGAGAAAAACACACACGGAAGAAUAUUAUUGGAGAAUGGGUGCUGAUUGGGGACCGGUGGUGGUGGCGGUGGUGAUGUUCAUACUCCUCUCGCCGGGGCUGCUGUUCCAAUUACCGGCGAGGACGAGGGUCAUGGAAUUUGGGAACAUGUAUACAAGUGGCAUCUCCAUAUUGGUUCAUGCUAUUUUGUUCUUUUGUAUCUACACUAUUUUGAUUAUUGCUAUUGGAGUUCAUAUACAUGCUGGCUGAUCAUCUUCUUAAUUGUAAUUAAUUAAUGUCAAACAUGCUUUCCAGUUAUUUCUUUUCUACCGUACUUGGAAUGUUGAUUUUUCACUCAGUACUCUCCUCAUGUAAUGAAAUUCUUGGCCUCUGUUUUGUAAUCAAA
This is a messenger RNA of Erythranthe guttata (spotted monkey flower), 440 nucleotides long. RefSeq lists its product as uncharacterized. The record is from RefSeq and is a predicted model, not a curated record. Lineage: Eukaryota; Viridiplantae; Streptophyta; Magnoliopsida; Lamiales; Phrymaceae.